GCAGAAGUCGACGAGUGAUAAGUGGUGAUAUGCUUUAACUUCAAGAAAAAGAUGCAAAUAUUCGAAACCUGAAUCCUGUAAUUGAACUCUGAUUUGUGUUGAGCCCACUUGGCCUGAUAGUUUCCUUUAAAUUCGUACAAUUGUUUAGUUUUUGCUGUUGAUAUUGUAGAGGUUAAGGUGUGCCAUGUUUCGAACUUCUGUUGUCAAAACAUGUCGAGGUAUUGUCCGGAGAUGUUCCGGUACAUUCUUAAAUCAAACAAAUCGACCACCUUCGAUUUCAAUUUGCUGUGGAAGACCUGAAACCGUUUUCAUCCCAUCGUGUCAACUUCACGUUAGUUUUGUAUUUAGUCAGUCUGAGGAUCAAGCUCAAGGCAAAAAGCCAGAUGCUAGUAGCAAAAGUCACUCUCCUGUAGCCAUAGGACAAGCCAGUAGAAAAAUGCACUUGAUGUACACUUGCAAAGUUUGUCAGAAAAGAAACCAUCAUGUAAUAUCUCGAGUAGCCUACACGAAGGGUGUUGUUAUUGUUGAGUGCGAAGGAUGUAACAAUAACCAUCUCAUUGCAGACAACCUUGGUUGGUUUUCAGACCUUGAUGGAAAAAGAAAUAUUGAAGAGAUUCUAGCUGAAAAAGGAGAGACUGUUAAAAGAAUUGUUGAUAGUGGAGGGUUUUUUGAGAAUACUACUAGUUCCGAAGACAAUGAAAACACUGUAUUGCUGCCUAAACAUGAUAGCUCGUCAUAAUUUGGUUCCUUAAUAUCUUGUAAUAUACUGUGUUCUGGAAUUUUGUCAAGCAGAGAAAAAAGUUGCUUUUGUUCAAGUAAGGUAAAUACUUUUACAGUCCUUGAACAUUUUGUAUUUAAGUGAUGUCUCUUGAUGCAACUGGGAAUAACUGCAAGAAUGAGGUCGAAAUGAAAUAAAUUAUUUUCAGUCAAUCUACAAUAA
Frankliniella occidentalis (western flower thrips) is the source of this 940-nucleotide messenger RNA. RefSeq names its product DNL-type zinc finger protein. Gene Ontology annotation, cellular component: mitochondrion. Lineage: Eukaryota; Metazoa; Arthropoda; Insecta; Thysanoptera; Thripidae. Gene Ontology annotation, molecular function: protein-folding chaperone binding; zinc ion binding. Gene Ontology annotation, biological process: protein stabilization; protein folding; protein import into mitochondrial matrix. The record is from RefSeq and is a predicted model, not a curated record. The transcript has a single exon. The coding region runs from base 185 to 739 and encodes 184 amino acids.